Penicillium cosmopolitanum is the source of this 1308-nucleotide messenger RNA. RefSeq lists its product as uncharacterized. Lineage: Eukaryota; Fungi; Ascomycota; Eurotiomycetes; Eurotiales; Aspergillaceae. Bases 1 to 1308 code for a protein of 435 amino acids. The record is from RefSeq and is a predicted model, not a curated record. The transcript is spliced from 4 exons.
AUGUCGGGAUCUGCUUGUUCUCUUCCCCCUGAAAAGGUCUUCUCCAUUCAGAUUGGCUCCGAUCUCUUUCGCCUGUCGGGUGCCUCCAUCGCCUCCGACGCCCCCUCCUACUUCUCUCGCUUCUUUGAAGAACAAGUACGCGCCAGCGAUGCCUCCAAUUGUCGUACCCUCUAUAUCGACCGCGACCCGGUCACCUUCCGGGAUAUUGCGCGUCAUCUCCAAGAGCUCCCCUCAUACCCCCAUGAACUCGGAUUGACGCACCUAGGCUACCACGUCCGUCCACGCGAUGGACCGCAAUUCGUGAAGCUCUUCGCCGACUCCCAGUUCUACAGCUUGCCCCGGCUGAUGUCCCAACUGUUCGAGUCCGAAAUCUUCAUUCAAAUCGGUGACCGUCACUUCGAAAUCCCUCGUGAUAUAUUCUCGGGCCCUGGCGACUCCCCAAAUUUCUUUACUCUCGGUUUUGGUGCCUUUUUCGCCUCCCCGUCUGAAGUCUUCCCCGGCUUGGAUCGCACCGGUCUCCUCCGUCCACCCGCCAUCACGCCCCCGAGUGUCCCCAAUCGUUCUGCUGAUGUGUUCGCCGAUCUCUUGCAUAUCCUGCGUGGGUACCAGCUGCAUAUUCGAAACGAGGAACACCGCGCAGAGUUACUACGCGAUUGUCGCUACUUCCACCUCCGCGGCGUUGAACAGAAACUCAUCCCCCACAACCUUUCCAUCAAUCCCUUCACCCAGCGACCAGAAGUCACAAUUCGUCUCGAGGAUAUACGACCGUCUGGUAUUCAUUUCUUUCCCGAUAAACCUGCCUCGCCGAUCCUCGGCUUGGUCGGAUACGCUCGUCCCCAUGUCGACGAGAAACCGGCCGAUUUGAUUCUGCAAACUGGAGACGACGCCGCCAUUAUUGAUCGCCGGGGCCCAAUACUCGCAGCGGACUUUUUGGGCAACUUCAAAUCUCGCAUGACCAAUCUGUUACAAGUGGUUGGCAAGAAGAUUGAUCUGCCGGAUCCGCAACAGCUCAGCGGGAUGCCAGUCAAGGUCCGUCUUGGUCGAGAUGUAGAUCUGAACGUCGACGGCGAGAACGAUCCCCAGUUCGCCCUGGUUCUAGCCGGGCUCAAAGACGAUGAGGCUGAGCCUCCCGCUAAGCGCCAACGUUCUGAAACCCCCGCUGGGGCCCGUUGGCUCGUUCGCAACGCGCAGUGGAAACUACAACUGCAGCCGAAUGGCGACAAUGGAUUGGAGCCUGUCCUUUUUGCCAUCAAACUGGACCUCUACACGAGCCAAAGAGUUCAUAAUCGGGCUCGCAAUUUCCUCUGA